This is a messenger RNA of Wasmannia auropunctata (little fire ant), 2623 nucleotides long. RefSeq lists its product as uncharacterized. The transcript is spliced from 5 exons. Gene Ontology annotation, cellular component: plasma membrane. Lineage: Eukaryota; Metazoa; Arthropoda; Insecta; Hymenoptera; Formicidae. The record is from RefSeq and is a predicted model, not a curated record. The coding region runs from base 364 to 1995 and encodes 543 amino acids. Gene Ontology annotation, molecular function: transmembrane transporter activity. Gene Ontology annotation, biological process: transmembrane transport; monoatomic anion transport.
UAUUAAUUGAAUAUGCAUUGAAAGAAAAUUUAAGUUAGCAAGUCUCAUCUAACUGUUCCCUCUAAUCUCGAUCUUCUCUCUCUCUCUUUUCUCCCGUACGUAUCUGCUUAUACAUAUAUAUGUUCUCAAAAAAAGACAUUAAAGAAGUCGGUCUAAUAAUGUGAUAAUGCGGCGCGCAGUAACAUAAACAAUGCAUUUUAUCAGGACAUAUAGAUAAUGUACAACCCCGAUGAACUCGCGCGGAAUGGAAACGAGACGCAGACUCCGCGUCUGUCGCAGCAUCCAGUAGCUCGGUAGUUUCGACCGAUCUGUAUAGGUAUCUGCGCGAUAAAGAACGACCGGUAAAGCAAUCUGAUUUUCAGCAUGCAUCAAGAGCACGAUGAACGCACGCCGUUAAUUGCGCCGCCAAGAAAGCGAUGUUUUCCGAUACGCAUUUGGAUCUGCGUAAUGAUGUUCACCGCCUGCUGGACCAGCUACUCGUGCCGCUUGCAAAUGCCGAUCCUGGUGGUGCCGAUGAUCGAGGAGGCGCCGGUCAAUUACACGAACGGUGCAUGCGUAUUCGACGAAUCACGACGACGCCGUGACGUCAUCGUCAAUCCGCUCGAUCCAGUCAGCUACCUGGACCAAUACGUUCUGGAUCUCGUCCAGGAGGAGCGGGACAGGAGGCUGCUGGAACGUCGUCAAGCGCAGCCGGUGACACGGCCGGCGGACGCACCCUUCGCGCUCUUCAGCGGCCUGCCGUUCGACUGGUCCCCGACAAUACGGGGUCAACUGCUGGCCAGCUACAGCUACGGCAACGUGCCCGGCAACUUCAUCGGCGGCUGGCUGUCGAUGAGAUACGGGCCGCGCCGCGCGAUCCUCUGGACGUCGGUCGUGGCCGCGGUGGUUUCGCUGAUCAGCCCGUUCCUGGCGCAGUGCCACUGGAGCGCGUUACUGUUCUCCAGAAUCGUCAUCGGUGUCACCGGCGGCACCACGUUCCCCGCGUGCCAUACCAUGGUGGCGAAGUGGGCACCGCCGCACGAACGGGCACGCAUGAUCUGGUCCCUGCUGGGCGGCACGUUCGGCACCAUACUCACCUAUCCGAUGAUAGCCGGUAUCGCGGAGACCAUGAACUGGGAAUCCGGCUGGUACAUACCGUCCUUGCUGAUGGUGAUAUGGAUCUUCGUGUGGGCAUUGGUCGCCUACGACUCGCCGGGGGAACACCCGGGCAUCAGUGCCGAAGAGAAGGACUAUAUUUUAAGCGCUCAAGCGGGAAUUGUGCGGGCUGAGAAACCCCGGUGGAAGCAGACGCCGAUACGGCAGAUAUUAACGUCGGUGCCGUUUAUCAGUCUGAUCAUAUGCCAUUUCGGUAAUCUCUUCCUGCUGUUCUUCUACCAGAACUCGCUCAUGCUGUACCUGACCAAGGCGCUGGGAUUCCAAUUGACGAAGGGCGGCGCCGCGGCCGGCGCGCCGUGGGGCGCCAGGAUGCUGUUCGGAUUCUUCUUCAGCUGGGCGGGUGACACCAUCAAGAGGAAGCAGAUCAUCAGCGUCACCCUUUUGCGCAAAUCCGCGACUAUGUUCUCGCAUUUUCUACCAGGAAUCUUCUUGAUAUUGGUCGGCUACGUCGGAUGCGACUUCGUGCUCGCAAACGUUUUCCUGUUCCUGGCACUGGGCUUCAACGGCGCUGCCCUUAUCUCCAAUCUGUCGAACAAUCAGGAUCUCGCGCCGAACUUCGCUGGUUUCCUUUACGGUAUCAUGAAUACAAUCGGCUGCAUGUCCGGCAUGAUUAUCCCACCGAUAGUCGAAGAGAUAGCCGGCAAAUAUGGGAAUCCGAUCGACAGGUGGCAGACACUCUUCUGGAUCGGUGGCGGGGUGUGCAUUGGCAGUAUGUUCGUGUUCCUGUUCGGAGGUAGCGGUAAUAUACAGAAAUGGAACGAACUUCGACCGCUCGAGGAGGACCCGAAGGAAAACGUGGAGGCUGGGCAAAGAAUGGAGCCUGUCGCGCGACCUACUUAAACGCGACGGUUCUAAAGUUCUAUUCCAAAUCUAGCAAUGACGCGUCGCGAACGGCACGAUAGAAAAAUUUAAUAUUAUUGACAAGAAUGUUCCUAAAUACAAUAGGAAACAUUUAAUUGAAAGACUGAAAAAUGAGAACUUUCUUGGAGGAAGAUUUUUAAAAAUUGAACUGAAGAUUAUCUGAAGAAUCAAGACUUUUCAAAAAAAUUUUGAGACGCUAGGCUGUUUAAAAAAAAAAAAAAAAGCCCAAAAUAAAAAUGUUAAAAAAAAUCUCAUAAAAUGAAGACACUUAAAGAAUGCGUAUGACAAUUGUAUCGCGUAUCGCUCACCUUUGCGUAGCUUCGAGUUCGUUAUUUAUCUACCCUUUCGCAUUUUUGACAAUGUCGUUUCAUUAAAUUUCUUUACACAUUUAUCACAUCCUAUAUUAUAUUUACAUAUAUACCAUCGUCUUAUGUUAUAUAGUUGAAUAAAAAAUUGUCAUUCCUGUUAUUUCAUUUUAUCCUCGCAGUCAACCGAUGCGUAUAUCGGAUGUUUUGAAAUUAUCAAACCGGAACAUCUCGUGUAUACACAAGAAUAGGAUGACAUCAAAAUAAUAAAAGCGUAAUAAUGAAUGUACUCUUUACCUGAA